CAGAAUAAAGUUCCUAUACGUAUCCCAUAAGUUUGGAUGACUACUAAAAACUUGGAACUGGAUAAGAAUGCCCUUAUGCCUCCACGUUUCAUAGUCCUUCAAAUUAUCUUUUAUUAUACAAUAUUAACAUCAUUAUAAAUUUCUUUCUCGUACGGCAAUAAAACAAUUCUUGUCUACGUAUUAAAUACAUAGGGGGGAAGACUAGAAAUGAUCAGGCCAAUCCUCCGCUCAAAAGCUCGUUGGAUUAUGCCUUACUUGGUAGCUCCAAGAGCUUCCUCAGUCUGUAAAGACCCUUUUCACUGCUCAACUUUUUCUGGUUUAACCAAUUCCUUUCUGGGCCUUCCCAGAAGAUGUUCUGGCUCAGAUCACCAAAGAAUGGCGAAGACAAAUUUUGCACAAGUUGAGGAAACCCAUUUCAGAUUACUGCCUUCUAUCAAAAGGAACCCCAUUCUGAGGUUUGAAGGUCCAAGUGAUGAUAACUCUGGACUUGCUAAAAGCCAUUUAGGCUUUAAAGUUGGAAAUUUGGAUUCAUUUGAUGAAAUGAAACAGAGGUUCCUGAAUUUCAAGAAACGUGUAUAUUUGGAAGAAUUGGAGCAUUAUCGUAUACUUGCCGAAGUACAAGCACCUAAGAAACAGUUUAUGGUGAUUGCUUGUGUAGACUCAAGGGUAUGCCCUUCUAACAUCCUAGGAUUUCGGCCCGGUGAAGCCUUCAUGAUUCGAAACGUUGCAAACUUUGUUCCUCCACUUGAAAAUGGACCAUCAGAAACCAAUGCUGCGCUCGAGUUUGCGGUAAAUACUCUACAAGUCGAAAAUAUAUUAGUCAUUGGACACAGUAGAUGUGCAGGAAUUGAGACCCUCAUGAACAUGCAAGAUGAUGUCAAUUCAAGCUUUGUUCACAACUGGAUGACCAAAGCGAAAGCUGCCAAGUUUAAAACAAAAGUAGCUGCGCCACACCAUAGUUUUGACAAACAAUGUAGACAUUGUGAGAAGGAAUCGGUCAAUAUUUCGUUGCUUAAUUUAUUGACAUACCCGUGGAUAGAAGACAGGGUGAGGAAAAACCAGCUCUCAGUCCAUGGUGGGUAUUAUGAUUUCUUGAAUUGUACAUUUGAGAAGUGGACUCUUGAUGUCAAGGGUAGCGACAUUGAUGGUGGUAGAUAUUUGGUCAAAGAUCACGCAUUUUGGUCUUGAUUUUGUUGCUUAAUUUCUUGUCAUACUGUGAUGUGGAAAUGGAGGUUUUUCUGGUAAGUAGGGGAACUGCAUUGUAAACGGAGUCCAAAUGUAUUACAAAACAAAUUCACACUUGUGUGGUGUAACUUUUUUUCUUCUUUUCCC
Morus notabilis is the source of this 1332-nucleotide messenger RNA. RefSeq names its product beta carbonic anhydrase 5, chloroplastic-like. The transcript has 10 exons. The record is from RefSeq and is a predicted model, not a curated record. NCBI's taxonomy places the organism in Eukaryota, Viridiplantae, Streptophyta, Magnoliopsida, Rosales, Moraceae. Bases 208 to 1188 code for a protein of 326 amino acids. Gene Ontology annotation, molecular function: zinc ion binding; carbonate dehydratase activity.